UUUUGGAUCAUGUCGGCAAUUAAAUCCUUUUUCUAAAUUCAUUUGCAAAUAUAUUUAUAUUCCUCUAACUUCUUCACAUUUUAUGACUUUACAACCAAAAUCUUCACCAUAUUUAAGACAACAUUUGCAAUACAUUCAAUGUUAUGCAGUACUUUGAAGUUGAGGUAAAAAAUGAGACAUGGUUUUCCAAGCUUUUGACAAAUAAAGAUCUGAAAAGCAUAUCAUGAAUUUGCAUUCAGCCUAAAUAAAAUCCAGUGCAAACAAAUGACAUCAGAGGUCACUGAAUUAGUAAACAGAGUCCACUUAAAAACAAUUCAAAUACCACUGCUAUGUAAAAGCCUCAUGGGUUUUGAUAGAGAACAUUAUUGAACCAUCAUGGAAGAUUGUACCAAGACCAAAACUCAACUUUGUGCCCAGCAUACAAAUCUAUGCAGCAGGGAAAUGAAAGCUGGGCAGAAAAUAUGUUGGAGGUUGCAAAAGUCUUAAGCAGGGGUGAAGGUUCACCUUCCACCAGAGAAUUGACCUUUAACACAAAGCCUAUUUAAGUUUUACAAUGGCCAAGUCAAAAUUAAGACUUAAACCCCAAUCAAGAAUUUGAGGCAAGGCUUGAAAUUUGUUAGUUUCAAACACUUUCCUUCCCCCGAGAUUAAGCUCUUUUGCAAAGAAAAAUAAGCAAAGCUUUUAGGUUCUAGAUGUGCAACGCUAUUAGAGACACUCAAAAUACUUGCAGCUGUAAUCAGUCUCACAUGAAGCCCCAUCCCCCCAAAACUAAAUUACAAUAAAGUAUGUGAUUGUACCUCAUCAAAUAUGGGAAAAAGUUCAAAGGAAAUAUAAACACCUUUCUAGGACCCUGAAUGUAGCAUUGACCAGGCUUGAAAUAUGCACAAGAUUAAUCCUAAUUAUAAAAAUGUUCGCAAAACACAUUUUUCAAAAGUAGCAUCUGGAGCAGAAUCCUCACAAGUGAUGCGAUGAGGAUUACCCAGCAUAUAAAGCCUUGAUGAACCAUAUAGAGCUAGAUGAGGAAGAUCAGUGCACACUCAGUCUUGCUUGGUGGAAGUGCUUAGUUUAUGUGUUCAUAGAAAGCAUGUUGCACGCAGACACAGAAGAGGUUCUAUGUCGCUAAUCCUCCCUUGGCUUUCAGAGUGCCAUCACUCCUCCGACACACUCUGAUGUUUUAGGCUGCAUAAUUCUCCGAUAGACCAGGAUAAGCAACUUAAACAGCUUUUUCAAGGAUCAUGUCACUGUAGGCUUUACACAAUCUGAUGCUGCAAUGUUUUAAGCGCAGGUGAAAGUGUGUUGACCUGAUACAAUCCUCCCAUUCUAUGAUAAGUGCACCACUUGAAGCAGCUGGAUUAAACUGGUGAAAAAGCAUAAAUAGUGAGACACUUUUAUCUAAUAAGAAAACACAGACAAAACAACUGGCAAUUGCAUGAACAAAAAAUGUUUACAGUGUUUAAACUGUUGUGUUAUGCUUAUUGUUAACCUAUCUCGUGGCCUGGUGUGCAGUGUCAGCGUUCAGGCAAGUCUAAUUCAAUUUGCUAUGAAUGCAUGUGACAGAAUGGUCUGCAUAAUAUUGUUGGAUACAGCUGAAUGUCUAACAAAGCGAGCGCUAUUCCUCCUUGCUGAGAAAAGUGGCUGAUUGUUUUCAUAAGGAUGGACAUAGAAUGUAGAAGUCUGAAGUUCUGGUUAAAACCGAAAGUGAGUGGGAAAAUACUUUCCAGAAAAAUUAUAAACUCUAAGGUAAUUUAGUUCUGUUUUCUGUUGAACCAUUAAACCAUUAUUAAACUACUCUCUUUUUCUCCUUCCAUGUAGAUCACGGUUUUUCGAAUGGGCUCUGAGGGGCAGCAGGAUAUUGAAAUGGCUAUUCUGACUGCCUUGUUAAAAGGCACUAAUGCAUCUGCGGCAGACCAGCUCAGUCUGGCCCUGGCCUGGAACCGAGUGGAUAUUGCCCGCAAUCACAUUUUCGUUUACGGGCACAACUUACCACCUGCUGGAGCCAUUGCCAUGACAACAACUAGUGCUGCCACAACUCAGGAAAAGCCAAAGAGUCCAGCCAGCGCUCCACGCAGCAAGAUGAGGGCCAAAAAGGGGAAAGGAAAAGGAAAGACCAAACCUGAGCCUCCUGAGGAGACAGAUCCCAGAAAGCUGGAGCUAAUUCGCUGGGUGAACUCUUUGGAGCAGGCUAUGAUGGAUGCUCUGGUGUUGGAUAGAGUGGACUUCGUCAAACUGCUGCUUGAGAACGGGGUCAACAUUCAUCAUUUCCUCACCAUCCCUAGAGUGGAGGAGCUGUACAACACUAAACUUGGCCCUGCAAAUACACUGCAUGCUGUGGUUAGAGAUGUUAAAAAGGGAAAUCUUCCUCCAGAUUAUCAGAUCACUUUGAUUGAUAUUGGUCUGGUGUUGGAAUACCUCAUGGGUGGAGCUUACAGAAGCAAUUAUACAAGAAAGGCUUUCCGCAACCUCUACAAUAAUCUAUAUGGCCUGAAAAGGCCAAAAGCUUUGAAACUCCUGGGAAUGGAGGAUGAUGAACCGAGACCAAAAGGCAAGAAAAAGGCCAAAAAGAAGAAGGAAGAAGAGGUGGAAAUAGAUGUGGAUGACCCAGAGGUCUGCCGAUUCAAGUACCCGUUCCACGAGCUGAUGCUGUGGGCAGUUCUUUUAAAGCGCCAGAAGAUGGCGCUGUUUCUUUGGCAGCGUGGGGAGGAGGCUAUGGCGAAGGCCCUGGUAGCUUGUAAGCUGUAUAAGGCCAUGGCCCACGAGUGCUCCGAAAGUGAACUGGUGGACGACAUAUCCCAAGACCUGGAGAACAAUUCCAAAGAAUUUGGGCAACUAGCUUAUGAGCUGUUGGAUCAGUCCUACAAGCGCGACGAACAAGUAGCCAUGAAACUCCUAACAUACGAGCUAGUCAACUGGAGUAACUCGACCUGUCUGAAGCUGGCGGUAGCUGCAAAACAGCGGGAUUUUAUCGCUCACACCUGCAGCCAAAUGUUGCUCACUGACAUGUGGAUGGGCUGUUUGAGGAUUGGAAAAAAUCCUGGCCUCAAGGUUAUUCUAGGAAUUAUAUUCCCCCCACUGAUUAUGCUCCUGGACUUCCGAAUUGGAGAGGACACUUCUUAUCAAAGACCCGGAGAAAAAGAAGAGGGAAAGGACAAGGACGACGAUGCAAAAUCCAGCAAGGACCCCAACAAUGAUGGGACUUCCCGCAAAGGAGAUGAAGAGGAGGGAAAUGCUAAUGUGCGCAAAAUUCCCAUUACAAAAAGGUUCUUUGAAUUUUAUGAUGCGCCUUUUACCAAAUUCUGGUUCAACACCAUUUCCUAUCUGGGUUAUUUGAUGUUGUAUAAUUACAUCAUUCUUGUGAAAAUGGAGCGAUGGCCAUCUAUACAAGAGUGGACGGUCAUUGCUUACAUCCUCACUCUUGGCACAGAAAAAGUUAGACAGAUACUGAUGUCAGAACCAGGAAAGCUGAAGCAGAAGAUAAGUGUUUGGAUGGAGGACUACUGGAACAUCACAGACCUUGCUGCCAUCUCUACCUUCCUUCUGGCACUGAUGCUGCGGCUACAGCCUGAGCCAUACAUGGGCUAUGGCAGAGUCAUCUACUGCAUAGACAUCAUCUUCUGGUACAUUCGUGUGCUGGACAUCUUUGGAGUCAACAAGUACCUGGGACCAUACGUGAUGAUGAUUGGGAAAAUGAUGAUUGACAUGAUGUACUUUGUCGUGAUCAUGCUGGUGGUACUGAUGAGCUUCGGCGUGGCUCGGCAAGCCAUCCUUCAUCCGGAUGAAGAGCCGACGUGGCGCCUGGCCAGGAACAUCUUCUACAUGCCCUACUGGAUGAUCUAUGGGGAGGUUUUUGCGGACUCGAUAGACCGUAAGACUAGAAUUCAUAUCUAUGCAAUGGAAAUUAAUCCUCCGUGUGGAGAACAUCUAUAUGAUGAAGAUGGGAAAAAGCUUCCUCCAUGCAUCCCCGGUGCAUGGCUCACACCUGCAAUUAUGGCUUGUUAUCUUCUCGUGGCAAACAUCCUUCUGGUUAACUUGCUCAUUGCCGUCUUCAACAACACCUUCUUUGAAGUCAAGUCCAUCUCCAACCAGGUGUGGAAGUUUCAAAGAUACCAGCUAAUAAUGACUUUCCACGACCGCCCAAUCCUGCCUCCACCUCUCAUCAUCCUGAGUCACCUCUACAUCCUCUUCAACAGGCUUUUCCGCCGUUGCAUCAGGAAAAAUAAGGAAGGAGAGCUUGAUGAGAAGGAUCGGGGCCUCAAGCUCAGACUUAAUCCAGAGGAGCUAAAGAAUCUGUAUGAGUUUGAGGAACAGUGCGUGGAGGAAUAUUUCCGGGAAAAGGAAGAUGAGCAACAGUCUUCAAGUGACGAACGCAUCAAGGUUACUUCAGAGAGAGUUGAGAACAUGUCAAUGCGUCUGGAGGAGGUCAAUGAAAGGGAGAACACCAUGAAAGCAUCUUUGCAGACAGUAGACCUGCGUCUGGCCCAGCUGGAAGAGCUCCAUGGACGUAUGGCUUCCGCACUGGAAAAGCUUGCAGGGCUGGACAAACUGGAGCUAACCAGAACCUUCUCUAGAAACUCGUCUGUGUGUGAUCAUUCCACUCUCCUCCGGCAGGGCAGUAUUAACAGCGCAGAUGGUUACAGUCUCUACCGCUUCCACAUGGACAUGGAAGAGUUUGCGACCAGGCAGAAGGACACGGACGAGAAAGUAGGCCUAGAAAGAGAGCGGAGUGUGCGACAAGCCUCGAGCACUUGUGCUCUCAACGCAGCACAGACGCUAGAGGUUGGUGGUUUGGAGAGAUCGCGACCUAGCUCAUGUGUGGACAUUCUCAUAUCUCCAUGUGAACAGAGGCUUUCCUCUGGGGCUUCAAGCCAAGAGACCAUAGCCAACAUAAAGCAAGGCAGCACAAUGUUUCUGGACAAACUGUCAGACCAAAACAGGCUAAAACCUUUAUCGCCUGCCAAAAGGGCCAAGUCCCUGAAAUACUUUCCUGCUGAAGACCAGCCCUCAUCUCCUUUAACAAAGAGAAGAUCUAGGAGCACCACCACUGCCCACCCCACUGAUAAACCAGAGAGAUCUGUUGAGCCUACAACCGAGGCAAAACCUCUGGGAGCACCUUCCUCUUCUCCAAGGAGGGCAAAAUCUCUAAGAGAUCUUCCACUUGAAAGCCAAACAUCUCCCAUCACUAGGAAGAGGGCUACCAGCAGCAUCAUCUAUGAUCCAGUUGAAGCAGGUGAUAUAACUCAAACAGCAGCAGAUUUAAAACAUCAGGUCCAUUCUAGUGGAAAAGCAUCAUCAGUCAAAACCCUGGCUCAGCAGUUUCAAACUGCUGCUUCACCUGAAGAGUUAGAAAUGAAUCACACAGAUGUAGUUCCUUCAGAUAGUGGGACAGGACAAACAGAAAUGGAGCAAGACGAAGACCGCAAGACAACAAAGCCCAAAAGAAACCCCUCAGAUGGUACCGACUACCUGACUGUAGCCGAUGAAAGGUAUAUGCGGUCUCAAAGGUCAAAGAGCUGCAAUGCCAGCGACAGAAAAGUAAAGCCCAUGGUGUUCUUAAAAGAGCCGAGAGCCUCCAGCAGUGAGAGAGACCUCGUCGAAGCAAGCAGAGUGUCAGACCUUGGAUGGGAAGAAGAGAAGAAGAUGAUGAAGGCGGGAAAAUCACAUGAGGGUUUGCAAGACAAGAAAUAAAAGCAAUCAAGAAAAUAACACAUGGACUAUAAAACCAAGACAAGAAAGAAAAUCAUCCUUAGAUAGUGAUGGUAAAAUUAUUUGUUAAAUGUUAAGGGGUUUAAGCAAAAUCACAAGAAAUUUCUGAAGAUUUUUCUAAUUUACUGUUGCUCUUUUCUGUAGGUGUAACAUAUGAGAACUUACAAAGACUACCAGUCACAUUACAGUUUUUUUCCCCAAUUAUGUGUUUUCAUGGACAGGAAAUGUGAAUGAAAAUCUACUAAAUAUUGUCAGUUUCAGUAAAAAAAAAAAAAACAUAAGAAAAAUGCAUGCAUAUACAAUGUGAACAGCAAAACACACCAACAUUCUAUAUAUGGUUGACAUUUUCAAAUACUAUCUGUAAACAUUUUCUUUUGUCAGAUACUCUGUGCUUAGUACUGAGCCCCCACUGGGAUCUCCCUACUGCUUUCAUGCAAAAACAAUACACUUGUAUAACACCGUGAAUUCAGUCCUGCUUCUGAGAAA
This is a messenger RNA of Poecilia reticulata (guppy), 6186 nucleotides long. The record is from RefSeq and is a predicted model, not a curated record. Lineage: Eukaryota; Metazoa; Chordata; Actinopteri; Cyprinodontiformes; Poeciliidae.